UCGAGCAGAAUGUUCAAGCUAGCGGUGUGGCUGCCUAUUCUGGGUUUAAUAAUUUCAAUUGCGGCACAAGCACAGGCAGAAGGAUAUUAUACCGUAACUGCACCGGGCACUAUAAGACCCAAUGCAAAAUAUAGUGUGUAUGUGAGUGUAUCAGAUAUUUCCGUUGAUGCGCAAAUUGUUCUCUCCCUUCAAGGACCAAAAUAUCAGAAGUAUACUGAGCUUAUAAUACCACCUAAUUCAGGACAAAAUGUCACAUUUGAAAUAAGAGAUAUUCCCAGGGUUGCAUAUUCACUGCAAGUUCAAGGAUUGUCUGGUAUAAUUUUUGAAAAUUACGUAAAUCUUGAGUUUGCCGACAAUCCACCAGCGGUAUAUAUACAAACUGAUAAAGCCACCUACAGACAAGGAGAUACCAUACAAUUUCGUGCAAUAUUCUUGGAUCAGUAUUUGUUGCCAGUAAAGGUCAACCAACCGAUUUCUGUUCUCAUAAAAAACCCGCAAAAUUUUAUAAGUGAACGUUUCGAUGAUGUUACUUUGGAUGUCGGUGUAUUCAAGGCAAGUUCAAGAAUACCUAACUACGUCAGCACGGGUGAAUGGUCUAUUGAAGUUUGUUUGGGAAACGAUGUUUUGAAGAACAAGGUUAUCAAUGUGAUAGAUACGAGCCCACCACCAUUUGAUAUGGACUUGGACGUGCCGCGUUUUGUGUGUUUUCGAGACAUAGAAUUAGUUGUAACCGUGCGCGCGCGUUACUCCCAUAAACAGCCAAUAACUGGACGUUGUUUAAUCACCAUAACUCCACAAGGGCGACAACCACAACGGAGGAAUGAAUCUUUGACGAAUGGCAUUAAAGAGAUAACAAUUCCUAUAAGAAGACUAGGCAGAAAUGUAAAAAGUGUUUUAAUACACGCCAGAAUUGAAGAUUAUUUUAACCCGAUCUCAUAUAGUGUUUCCAAAACAGUGCAGAUUGUGCCAAAUCUUUAUGUAAUCGAAACUCCAUCGAUAACCUACGAGUGUUUUCAGCCAAAUGACGUAUUCUUAUACAGUGCACAUAUACACAAUUUUAAUGGCGAUCCCAUUGAUGUUGACGACGAUGUCAUUGUACACUUUGAAACCACUUUUAAUGCCUGGAAAAACGUUACAAAUGUCGAUGACAAUGGUUAUGUCAAUUUGCAUAUUAAUUGCUCUAACCUCAAUGCUAUAAAUCUUACUAUUCGAUAUGAAGGCAUGAAAAGUGUUGGCGUAAUUAGUUUUAAGCAGUGGAGCGAUAUUGGGAAGGAAGGAUUGUACGUUACUACGAAAAAUCCGAAGGUAGGCGACUCGAUGGAUAUGCGUCUAAUAUCGACCCAAUACUUUACGAGCUUCGCCUGCGUGAUUGUCGGACGCGGUAAUAUUGUGUAUAACAACAUGGUUAGCAUACCGAAUGGUGGCGGAGUCAAGGCCCAUACCUUCUCUAUAAUACCAACAUAUGAAAUGUUGCCGGAAGCGCACAUCUUCGUUUAUUUCUUUAAAAAUGGCAAAUUGAUAUAUUACGAAAGCACAAUUAAAGUGGAAAACCAAUUUCGAAAUACGAUUACUAUCGAAUCGCCAGUCAACAUUAAACCGGGCACAUUUGUUUCUUUAAAUGUCGAUACCGAAGCAAACUCUUUUAUUGGUCUAUUGGGUAUGGAACUAGAUGCCUUUAUGCUGAAACCACAAAAUGAUUUGGAGGCCAUCGAAAUCUUUGAUGGUUUAUUGAAUGCAAAAUCGCGCACCCCAGCCGCUUACAUCAACCCAAAGACCCCUUAUCCAGGCGAAAACGCUGGUCUUGUAACAAUGACUAAUGCAGACUAUAUUUCAGGAUUCAAAGCAAUUGCAAAGGAGAAGCGUUUAAGUUCCAAGCCACUGCUGCCUCAUACUUACUUUGAAAACUUGGUGUUUGCCGAUAUAGUGAGUGUUGACGGUCAUGAGGAAAUGAUGGCAAAAAUACCCUAUUCAUAUAAAUCAUGGGCGAUAACAGGUUUCGCGAUUAGCCCAAAAACUGGGUUUACUUUGGCACGUCCGAAGGUGAUUAGAACCCUGAAAGGACUGCAUGUCGAUAUUGAAUUGCCAUAUUAUGUAAAAAGAAAAAGCUUGACUAAGUUGCAAGUUGUGGUUUCCAAUUAUUUAAAUGCUGAUACGAAAAUCAACGUGAGCAUGGAAUCAGAGAAUGGGGAAUUUGAGUUUAUCAAAGGAAGUGGGAAUAGUAAGUACACAAUACGUACGGAUGUUAUUCGUCCUGGGAAGUCUAAAACUUUAUACUUUCGCAUCCACCCAAAUGUGAGUGGUUUGGUGAAAGUAAAAGUGACGGCGAAGAAUCCUAUCGCUAGCGCGGUAUGCGUUAAAAAGAUGCGCGUUGAAAAGUAGUUGUCAACAUGGGUGUUUUUAAAAUUAAAAAGAAACAUGUUCGAAAUAGUUUUAAUAAAAUAAUACAACUUAUUUA
This is a messenger RNA of Ceratitis capitata (Mediterranean fruit fly), 2455 nucleotides long. RefSeq names its product CD109 antigen. The record is from RefSeq and is a predicted model, not a curated record. The coding region runs from base 10 to 2379 and encodes 789 amino acids. The transcript is spliced from 8 exons. Lineage: Eukaryota; Metazoa; Arthropoda; Insecta; Diptera; Tephritidae. Gene Ontology annotation, molecular function: endopeptidase inhibitor activity.